UUCUUGUGUCAACUUUGUGUCAACUUUGUGUCGUCGUUCUCCGGAGACUGUUUUAAGUGCGCAUUGAUAUUUGUAGCAGUUCAAGCCUGUGUGGCUCGUGUUUGUAGCCCGUGGACAUGGAGUGCCGCGUGCUGUCCAUUCAGAGUCACGUUGUCAGGGGUUACGUGGGGAACAAGUCCGCUGCCUUCCCGCUGCAGGUGUUGGGAUUUGAGGUUGACUCAAUUAACUCCGUUCAGUUCUCCAAUCACACAGGUUACGCCCACUGGAAGGGACAAGUUCUGACAGCAGAGGAGCUGAAUGUGCUGUAUGAUGGCAUCAAGCUCAAUGAGGUGAACCACUAUGACUACAUCCUCACAGGGUACAGCAGGGACACGUCUUUCUUGGAGACAGUGGUUGACAUCAUUCUGGAGCUGAAGAAGGCAAAUCAGAGCCUGGUGUAUGUUUGCGAUCCUGUUAUGGGAGACCAGGGUGUUAUGUAUGUGCCUGAGAACCUGCUGCCAGUCUACAGGGAUAAAGUUGUACCACUGGCUGAUAUCAUCACUCCCAACCAGUUUGAAGCAGAACUGUUAACUGGAAGGAAAAUCGAAACAGAGCAGGAUGCUGUUGAGGUGAUGGAUUUGCUUCACCAAAUGGGUCCAGAGACUGUGGUCCUCACAAACACAGACGUGCCGUCCGCAGAAGGCGACAAUUUCCUGGUGGCUUUUGGGAGCCAAACAAUAAUGAAACCAGAUGGGAAGAAAACAAGUCAGAAAAUCAGAAUGGACAUUCCAAGAGUCGAUGCCGUGUUCGUGGGGACGGGAGACUUGUUCGCUGCCAUGUUGCUUGCCUGGACUCAACUGCACCCUAACGAUUUGAAGACUGCCUGUGAAAAAACGGUUUCAGUCAUUCAGCAUGUCAUUAAGAGGACCAUGACCUAUGCCAAUAAGGUGGCCGGCCCUGGGAACGUACCCAGUCCCGCACAGCUGGAGCUGAGGAUGGUUCAGAGCAAAGCUGACAUUGAAAAUCCUGUGAUUAUAGUGAAGGCUAAAAUUUUACAGAAGCCUUCAAACUGAAGACAUUUGCAUGACAGUGAACUUACACAUUGUGCUGGUACAAGAUGGCUUGAACUCUGUUAAUCUGAUGGCUUGAAAGUAUUUGGGAUUUCCACUUUGAAGACUGUCACAUGUCUCUGCCUUAACUUCUGAGUGAGUGCAACAACUUUUUUUUUCUUCUUUUUGUAAUGAGGGAGCUCAGUAGGAGUUGUUCUGUGUAGUAUGUUCUACACUGCCACGUGUCUGUGAAAAUGCCUGUCAAAUACAUCCAUUUAGAAAAAACAUUUCCCAUUAUAAGAAUUUUUCUGUAAAAACAUUCUCUGUUCAGCUCAAUGGAAAGUGUCCCAGACCAGUCUGACCCGGCCUCAGCUGUCAUGUAGGAGUGGUAGUAUGUUUUCUUUAGUUAAUGCUGAACUUCAGAUCUAAUGUUCAGAAGACAUCCAUCCAUUUUCAAUACCCGUUUAGUCCACUUAAGGGUCACGGUGGGGUUGGAGCCUGUCCCAGCAG
Thalassophryne amazonica is the source of this 1538-nucleotide messenger RNA. Its product is annotated as pyridoxal kinase-like. The record is from RefSeq and is a predicted model, not a curated record. The transcript has 11 exons. The coding region runs from base 117 to 1052 and encodes 311 amino acids. Lineage: Eukaryota; Metazoa; Chordata; Actinopteri; Batrachoidiformes; Batrachoididae. Gene Ontology annotation, biological process: pyridoxal 5'-phosphate salvage. Gene Ontology annotation, cellular component: cytosol. Gene Ontology annotation, molecular function: pyridoxal kinase activity.